Orcinus orca (killer whale) is the source of this 8570-nucleotide messenger RNA. It is a transcript of the gene PAX5, whose product is annotated as paired box 5. Gene Ontology annotation, biological process: regulation of transcription by RNA polymerase II; anatomical structure development. The transcript is spliced from 10 exons. Gene Ontology annotation, molecular function: DNA-binding transcription factor activity, RNA polymerase II-specific; RNA polymerase II cis-regulatory region sequence-specific DNA binding. The record is from RefSeq and is a predicted model, not a curated record. Bases 315 to 1490 code for a protein of 391 amino acids. NCBI's taxonomy places the organism in Eukaryota, Metazoa, Chordata, Mammalia, Artiodactyla, Delphinidae.
AGUGCGGGGAGGCACGCUGGGGGCGCGGCGUGUCUGGGGACAUCUUGUGAUGUUGGCGAGAACAGGACAUGAUCUCACAUGGCGAGAAGCUCUUUAGUUCCUUAAUCAUUUCACGGUGCCUUCGGACGCUUUUUUUCCACCUAAAACGUUUAGUUUCAGCUCAGUGAUCAGCUACCCCAGCUCGGCGGGGGAGCGGAAGGCUUGAAUUAUUCCGACCUGCGAGCGGCCCCUGAGACCCAAAAAAAAAAAAAAAAAGCACCAAAAAGUGGAAACUUUUUUUCCCUGUCCAUUACAUCAAGUUCUGAAAAAUCAAAAUGGAUUUAGAGAAAAAUUACCCGACUCCUCGGACCGGCAGGACAGGACAUGGAGGAGUGAAUCAGCUUGGGGGGGUUUUUGUGAAUGGACGGCCACUCCCAGAUGUAGUCCGCCAAAGGAUAGUGGAACUUGCUCAUCAAGGUGUCAGGCCCUGCGACAUCUCCAGGCAGCUUCGAGUCAGCCAUGGUUGUGUCAGCAAAAUCCUUGGCAGGUAUUAUGAGACGGGGAGCAUCAAACCUGGGGUAAUUGGAGGAUCCAAACCAAAGGUUGCCACACCCAAAGUGGUGGAAAAAAUCGCUGAGUAUAAACGCCAAAAUCCCACCAUGUUUGCCUGGGAGAUCAGGGACCGGCUGCUGGCGGAACGGGUGUGUGACAAUGACACGGUGCCCAGCGUCAGUUCCAUCAACAGGAUCAUCCGGACAAAAGUACAGCAGCCGCCCAACCAGCCGGUCCCAGCUUCCAGUCACAGCAUAGUGUCCACCGGCUCCGUGACGCAGGUGUCCUCGGUGAGCACGGACUCAGCCGGCUCCUCCUACUCUAUCAGCGGCAUCCUGGGCAUCACGUCCCCCAGCGCCGACACCAACAAGCGCAAGAGAGACGAAGGUAUUCAGGAGUCUCCUGUGCCGAAUGGUCACUCACUGACGGGCAGAGAUUUCCUCCGGAAGCAGAUGCGGGGAGACCUGUUCACGCAGCAGCAGCUGGAGGUGCUGGACCGCGUGUUUGAGAGGCAGCACUACUCGGACAUCUUCACCACUGCAGAGCCCAUCAAGCCCGAGCAGACCGCCGAUUAUUCUACCAUGGCCUCGCUGGCUGGAGGGCUGGACGACAUGAAGGCCAACCUGACCAGCCCUACCCCUGCCGACAUCGGGAGCAGCGUGCCGGGGCCACAGUCCUACCCCAUUGUGACAGGCCGCGACUUGGCGAGCACGACCCUCCCCGGGUACCCUCCGCAUGUCCCCCCCGCCGGACAGGGCAGCUACUCAGCGCCGACACUGACAGGGAUGGUGCCUGGGAGUGAGUUUUCCGGGAGCCCCUACAGCCACCCUCAAUACCCCUCGUACAACGACUCCUGGAGGUUCCCCAACCCAGGCCUGCUCGGCUCCCCGUACUAUUACAGCGCCGCUGCCCGAGGAGCUGCCCCGCCCGCAGCUGCCACGGCCUACGACCGUCACUGACCCCAGGAGCCAGGCAGGCGCCAAGCACUUAUGACACAUAUCACUGAAGGCCAUAGCCUCCCAGCCCCCUCCGAACACAGCCAGAGGGGCCCAAUGAGACCGUCCCCACAGCAACCCCCCACUCGCCUGAAACUCCCUUCCCCUUUUCCUGCCAGGGACUCUGGGCUUCUAUGGUAGCGCUGUUGGACUUCUAGACACCCGUCCAUUUCUAAGAGUCAGUUGAUGAGCUUCUCCCGAUGUGACUGGGUCUCCACAAACCAACAGACUGAUCUGCAGACAACUGCAGCCCCAGCCCAGCCUGCCAGCCCCCUAGCUGUCUGACCACCUGCCCGUCUUCCUGCCCCAGGCCUGGGAAGGAGAGUUUUUGCUUUUGUUGCUUCAACAGCACCCAUGUAAAUACCUUACUGCUUUUUUGUGGGCCUGAGGGUCCAACUGAGCAGACUGCCCAGCCAUUAUGCAUCCAGCACUCCCACCAUGUCACAGGAUGACUUAGACCUGUACACAGAGCAUCCCCUCUGCUCUGGGUACCCCCUGAAGGUGUGUUUGGAGAUGCCCUUGAGACUAAGGAUGCCCACCCCCAGGCCCCAGCUCCAUGCUCAUUGCUACUUCUUUAAUAUCUGGACUAAGAGUCUCAUUGGGUUGGCUUUGCUCUAAGCAACCCCCCCUCAAGACCCCUCCCUGGCUUCCUGCCCCCAUUUCCCUGGGCCCAGUGCAGUGCGAGCAGCUCUUUUCCGUAUCAAAGGACUCAAAAAGAACUGUCUAGGAGAUUCCUCAGCUACUGUUUUAAAGUAAGAUGUCGUCCAAGGUGCUGAUUGCAUUGUGGACUUGGAAUGUUAGGGCUGGACGGGACCCAGGAGAUGAUGGUCCAAGGCAGGCCUGAGGCUCUCCAGACCCCCAGCCCCUGGAACCACUGAACUGAACUGGGAUGUGUCUUCUGAGGUGUGCCCAGGCUCAAAUCACAUUGGACACCUACCACGGACACUUCUCCUACCCUCCAGGAUGCCAGUGAGUGGAUUCUGGGCAAGCCUGUCCCUGCCACAUAGACAAUGAUUAACAAAAAAGACUUUGCCUGGACCAAGGACCACAAACACCUACAGCAGUCAGCCAGAACUCCCUGACCAGCCCCUCCCCGGCCUCAUGGCGCCUAGUGUGCAUCUGGGAACAGAGGUGCUCUGUGGGGGCGGGUGCAUGACUUGCAUAGUGGGUACCUACCUGUUGAUGCAAGGGGCUGUGAUGGUCAGGGCCAUGGCCAAGGGCCUCGGGAGCCUGGAGUGGGAGCUGGGAUAAUUCACUGUCGGCUGGAGUGGUCAGAAAAAGCCACCUGGGAGGAUCUGGGGGACAGAUGAGAGGAACAAGACAGGCAGUGAGGAAUUGGUGUGUGAACUGGGAAUGGUUUUGAAAUGGAGGUACCAGGGCCACCAUCUCUUUGCCUGGGGCCUCAACUCCUUGCACAGUAUCUCUUGCCAACUCAGAAGAGACAGGUAGAGGCCCCAUCCAAACAGGGACUGAAUUACCACAAUGACAGUGGACUUUGCCCUCUCCUGUGACAGUGUGCCUGAUGUCUGCAUGUCACUAAGCUGGCAGAGAGCUGGGGCAGAGGGAGCCCGCACUUGAGGUUAUCAGGCCUAAGAGGUCUUGUCCUGGCCGCACCUCUGCCUGCCUUGCUGUGUGUCCUCCGGCAAGACUGUUCACCUCUCUGAGCCUCAGCUGCCUUGGUAGAGCAGGGUCCCCUGCAGAACUACCCGACAGCUCUCUCCUUCCCUUCCCUUCUCCUGGGGCGCUGAGGCUGUGACACGGGCCUCUGGGCAAGCCCUCCAUGUCCGAGCAGGCAUCGUGGGGCACUGGAGUCCUGCUAAUGUUUGGGCCAAGUGAAAAACAAAGAGCACCUAGGGGGGUGAAACUCAGCUUUGAGGAAGACCUAAGUCAGCUCCCCUUAGGGGAAACUGAGGCCCAGCUUGGGGAAGCCCAGGACCGUGCAGGGAGACAGAGCGGACCUCCUCUGGCCACCACCAAGUAUCCCCCGACCCCACAAUGCCCUUACAAGGUGGUGGGAUAGAAGAAGAAACCGAGGCUUAGCAAGGUGGAGUCCCCAGGCAGUGACUGGUGGAGGUGAGGCUGGGACUCGGCCCCCUGACCCCUGGCAUGUAGCGAUGCUCUCAUCCCUGGGGCAGGAAGUCAACAGUGAGGGCAGCAGGAGAUGGUUCUGGGCCACCACUUCAGAUGAGGUGUCCUGGAGCUGCUAGAACUGCCGAGGAAGCCCAGCAGUGGAGCCAGUGAGCUCACCGCAGGUACACCCACCGCCCUGGAACCUGCUGUGCCAAGAAAGGAGGCAGCUGGGGUCAGAGCUCGCCUCCAGGAGCCCAGAUGAACCAGCUCCAGCCUCCACCUGCCGGGCAAGGUAGGAGCAGAUAUGUUACCUGGACCCUCCCACCUUCCCUCCCUUCCAGAGAAAGUGGUGGAGUCUGGGGUCUGCAGCAUCGGCCUCUUGGCCUCUGGCACCCAGAUCCUUGGAUCCUGAUGCUCCUAUGGUCUCAGGCUGUUGGGAGGAGGUCAGCCUUCCCUGAACCGGCUACCUAAGGCGCACGCCGUCCUUCCUCGGCAAAGCCCACCUGGCCCCAAGUGCACCACUCUCCCCAUCCUGUUCCUCCUCCUGACCUGUGAUGAGCUCCCUCCAUGCUUUUUCUCUCUCCCCUGAGGCUCUGCAGGUCCUCAGAUUGCAUUUAUAUUGAUUACUACCACUGAUUCCUGGGCUUCCAGGCAGAAGCACAAGCGCACACGGACGCACGUGCAUGUUGCCACACACGUACCUGCUCUCACCAGCUGAGUUCCCCACGCUGCCCAAGGAGCUUCCUGGGAGCUUGGAGAGGAAGGUUCCAAAGGACACAAGCCGUUGAGUAGAUGCCAGAGAAUUCUGAAGGAAAACACAAGGCCAGGGCUUUCACCAGCAUUGUGGCAGGAGGUCUGGGGCAUUCCUCCAUGGGCCUUCAGCCCUGUGUUCCAGCUCUUUUUGAAAAGGACAUUGUAGAUUUUACGAAGAUUUUUCAUACCAUUAGUCUAUCUGAAACCAAGAAAAAUAUGAUGACAUAUCAAACCCAACAUCCCUUUCCCAAGGCGCCUUAGUUAGGGUUAGCCCUUUCAUAACUGAUGUUUGUAUGGUGCUUUGCAAUCCUUGACCAUCCCAUGGGGCAAAGAUCACAAUGCCCAUUUUAUAGAUGGAAAAACUGAGAUUUAAGGCUCACAUGGCAAGAUAGAGGUAAAGAGAAUUCUCAGAUUUCCAGGACUCAUUCUCUCCAGAUUCAUGCUCCUGUCAUGGGCAUGUGUGGCUUAGAAACACCCUUCAGUCCCCUAGAAACCGCCAGACCUGCAAUAAGGAAAGAAAAAACAGAGACUCAGAGGCUGGCCUGACGUAGGGGCCAGGGGGUUGGUAGCUUUGCUGGUCCAACUUGAUUCCCAUUAACACUGAAAACUGCAGAGUCUUUGCCACAUUCACACCAACUCUUCUGAGGUUUCAUCCCGACUCAUUCCCUGCUGUGCCCGAGACUCAGAGGGAGUUGGAGCUUAUCCAAGGCCACAGCACAAGCCCUGACAGGGCCUGGACGUGGGCCCAGCUCUGACUCCCAGGGUCCAGGGCUCCAGCCUCAUGAGCUGUCCCCACACUCCUCUUGUCUUUGUCCUUCUUGCUGUGGAACAGACUUCAAAUCUGACUGUGACAAUAUGCAGCAGUCCCCAGAUUCGGGCCAUCAGGGGUGCCCAGAGCCCUGGGAAGCACAGAUCACUAUCUCAAGGGCCCUGGACCAGCUGCUUCCCAGGCCAUGCUGGUGGGGUGACCUUGCUGCUUCUGCAGGGCACGGGCAGCCUGGGCAGUGGGGGCUUGCCCUACCCAGUGGCAUUCAAGUGUGAAAACUUUUAAAAUGCUCUGUCAGCCAAAAAAAAAAAAAAAGUCUAUGGGUAAAAUCUGACCCACGGGUCACCAGCUUGUGAGCCCCAUUCUUUGUCCAAUGCCUCCUUUCUUCUUCACCUCCUUGUCCUUCAUUGCAGAUGAAGGACAUCGGGGGAGAUGGGAGCGCAGAGAGGUAAGAGAUGAGGUUCAAGUUGUCCAGCAAGUCAGUGUCAGGAACAGGCACCCCCAGUACCUAACUCUCUCCCUCCCACACUCUGGGCUCUUGCAGGCUGUUUGGGCUUUGCAGGCGGGAUGGGUAGACCGUCGGAGUGGGUAGGGAUAGGGGACUGUUGGCUUCGAGGGGAGGUCAGUGCUGCCGGCGUCUUUCACAUGCCCAGGGAAGAGCCCCAGAUGUGGCCACAGGGCACUGAGGGAUGAAAUCCCUUUAUGAGAAGUCACAUCCAGAGCGUCUGCCCUGCCUUGGCAACCUCUGACUCCAGCUACCCCUUUCUGGAUGACAUUUCAGUUAGAAUUUAGCUCCAAGCCACGGAGAGGCAAUCUUAAAAACAAGCCAAGCACUCCUGACAAAUACCUGGAAACAAGAUGUGUCUGAGACACAACUGCCACAAGGGUAGAGAAAAAAUCCAGGCCCCUGGAUAGGCCAGGCCCAGGCCAGAGUUGGUGGAUCCACAGCGCCGGGGGCUAGACCAGCUCCCCAGCGGCCCCGCUAGGAGGCGGCUCUGCGGCCUUGGCCUCUCACCCAUCCAGGAGCCGCCUCUGACGGUUUCCAGGCACGCACACCAGUGCUCCUGGAGAAUACAUUCCUUUAGUUCUUUUGGCCUCGGAGAGGUCCAAGGCAAGUGCAUUUCUUAAAAGGUAACAAAAUACAUUACUGGAAAGUUGGACAGUCAGGCCAUGACUCCUAGCCUGCAUUCUGCCCCACCUCCUGGCAGCCCCUUUGGCCCCUUGUCCCCGUACCUCAGGAUUUCCUUUUGCAUAUUCAUGGCAGAGCCGAGGUGUCCAUCCACCUUCCCCACUGUCAGCGCGGCUGUGCCUCCAGAGUGGCGGCCAGGUCCCAGGGGGCCGACUGGGAGCGAGCCCCUUGCCUGCCCGCUCUCCUGACCAGGGACCUGCAGCUUCUCUGACACGGGCUGCUUGCUGACAGCAGGCAGGCACCAGCCUAUCUUUCAUUCACUGUAAUUUCUCAACACUGGGGUCCCGUUCCUGGACCCCACGGAUCAAAGGGGACCUCAGGGUCACGUCCCUGCCAUUCUAGAGUUUCAAUCCACAUGUUCCCAGGGGUCCUGUUUAGCUCAUCUCCAAGUUAAGGGUACAUAUAACUACCAGUCAGUAAGUCUAUUCUUCUUCCCACAUCUUAGACCCCUGAGCCACAUGAGGAGAAAAUGCAGCAGUUUAUCUAUUUAUUGAGGGAAUCUUGAUGAAUUGUAAAAGGGGGUCAGUCUCAGGUGGUAUAUUUGGCCUCUGGGCAGGAGGGAGAGGGCAGGAAUCCUGCCCUUCAGCUUCGGGCAGCUCUGAGCCUGGCCGGGAGAGAGAAGUGUGUGGAACAGCAGGCGGAGGGACCCCUUGGGAGUUAUGUGCCUCCCUCCCUGACUCUGCGGCCUGGCUGGAGGAGGCCCAGCUGCAGCCUCACCCAUCCCAACCUGGACCCACCCACUCCUGCAGCCAGAGGGGCCCCUCAUCCCCACAAUUGCCACUCUUGUGACAACACCCCUCAUCUUCUCCAAAAGCACCAUUAAGAACAAGUGAUUUUGGAUGAUGGAUUUUUGAUUUACAAACGGUGCAUUUCCCUUGGAGUGGAACAGAAAGGAAACCAUUUAAUGGCUCCCUUAUUUUCAAGCAUGAAUACAUUUUAAUGAAACUAUUUUAUUGUAUUUGAGGAAAUGGAGAGUUGAACAUUCCAACCAAUCAAUAGCCAAUUAAUUGCUAUAAAGCUAAAAAGAAAAUAAAUAAGUCCUGAGUCUAUUUUAAACACCCUGCAAAGCUCAGAGCCUCCGAAUCUGGCCUCCCUUUCCAAACGUGCCCAGGUGAGUGUACACACGCACGCACAGGCAUGCGCACCCCAACACCUCAGACGUACUUGAAACUCAGAGAAAGCACUGAGUCUCCUCAUGCCAAUUCUUGCCUGCUCUUCUCACCUUUGGUCAGAGGAGAUGAGCAGACCUGGCAGUAGCCUAUCCCGGGGCUCAGGAAGAGGCAGGCCCAUGCCCUGGUCCCAAGGCGCCAGCACAGUGUGGGGUAGCGGGCAGUGAGGCCACACUUCUUGGCCCCAGCUUCCGGGCCUCCAGGUUUGGGCCAAGAGUGGAAAUCUGACUCGGUUUUUGCCCUGACUCUUGCUGGAAGAUGCUGCCCUGGUUUUUCAGUCUCUAGUGGCCUUGGACAUGGAGUAUUUGUAGAAAUGCUGAUUACAUUGCAAAUGGAACUCUUUGCCAGGAAGACACGUGGAUUUUGCUUUUCAUUCUUUGCAACAGUUGACUUUGUCUUAGGGACUGACCUUCCAGCAUCAAAGAAAUACAUAUCUACUGUUACCGCCAAAGUUUGUGAUGCCUGCAUAGACGCUUACUUGUAAAAAAAAAAAAAAAAAAAAAAAAAAAAAAGUACAAAAAAAACCCCCCACAAUUGAAUUGCCUUUCAAAGUAGGAGAUGAUCUGUCUCCAACAGAUUGAAAAAAAAAAUGCUUCUUAAAAAAUGUGUAUGUUUUGUAUUCUUUUUUUCUAGUAGAAAAUAAUUGACUUGAAAUAUUGGUGGUUUUUUUUUCUUAGUGAUGUGUGUUGCUUUUGUGUGUAAUAAUAUUUGAAUGUAAUUACAGCAGUGCCAAUUUGCCAAAGAUGUUGGACAUAUUUUUCUUUUGUUGGGAGGAGGGCAGGGGCUGGGGGUGGGACUUGGGAGAAAAGAGGGGUGGGAUUUUGGUUUCAUUUUUAACUUUUUUUCUUGUCAAACCUGGAAUUUGUGGUUUUAUUCUAAGUUAAAUGGUUGACUGCAACACAUUUAUUUUAGGUUAGUUGGAGAAACCUGCAAUAAGAUUGGCGUAGUUUCAAUAUCUGUGUGACUUUUCAUGAGUGACUGUUACUUGUGAAGAAUUGAUUUUAUGUAACCUUUAUGUGAGAUAAUUAUUUGUAAAUAUUUGCCAUAAUUUUAUUGGUUCCUAAAAUAAAAGUAAUUUUUUAAGUUCAGAAAAAGAA